Myxocyprinus asiaticus (Chinese sucker) is the source of this 2535-nucleotide messenger RNA. RefSeq names its product protein phosphatase, Mg2+/Mn2+ dependent 1Ka (gene ppm1ka). Gene Ontology annotation, molecular function: cation binding; protein serine/threonine phosphatase activity. The record is from RefSeq and is a predicted model, not a curated record. Lineage: Eukaryota; Metazoa; Chordata; Actinopteri; Cypriniformes; Catostomidae. Gene Ontology annotation, biological process: protein dephosphorylation. The transcript is spliced from 7 exons. The coding region runs from base 227 to 1339 and encodes 370 amino acids.
AUCUCAUAGUAAACAGUUGUUAGUAAAUAACUCUCUCCGAUCAAUAGUGUGUGACACUACUGUCACUGCAGCUGGAGAGGAGAGAGUUGUGCGCACUUUGUGUGGGACGGACACUGACUUUGUCACAUUUUAAAUGGAAAACUAAAGGACAAAGCAUAUUUGCUGCAGGAGUCCCAUCUGAAGUGUGCUGAGAAAAAGAAGCCAAUCUCUACUGCUCUUUCUCUCGAUGUCCGUCUCUGGCGUGUCGUUUUCCCGUCUGCUCCGAUGCAGUCUGUCCUUGGUGGGUCGGAGUGCGAGUUUGUGCCCGGGCAGGUGUGUGCGCACGCGGGUGCCGGCCGUGGCCGGGGUCAGGUGGAACAGCUCGCGUUUGGACAUGGACGGAAGCGGCUGUCCAGCGACGUGGGAUUCCUUCGGGAUUUGGGAUAACCGGAUAGAGGAGCCCAUCCUACUGCCGCCCAGUAUCCGCUACGGAACUCCCAUCCCGCACGUCAGCCUGUCCAGGGUGGGCUGCGCAUCCCACAUAGGUCGUCGCCGUGACAACGAGGACCGUUUCCAAGUGAGCAAGCUCACGCACAACGUACUGUACUUCGCUCUUUUUGACGGGCACGGAGGACCACAAGCUGCCGAUUACUGCCAAACGUACAUGGAGCAACACAUCAGAGAUUGUUUGGAGGUGGAAACAGAUUUAGAGGUGGUUUUGUCUAAAGCAUUUCUGAAGGUGGAUGCUGCUUUGGCCAAAGAGCUUCAGAUGUACGGCAACGCCUCUCUCAUGAUGGUGGGUACCACUGCGACGGUUGCGUUGCUAAGAGACGGGAUAGAGUUGGUUGUCGGCAGUGUUGGUGACAGUCGGGCACUGUUGUGCAGAAAGGGCAAAGCUCGCAAACUCACAGAUGACCACACGCCAGAACGAAAAGACGAGAAACAGAGAAUCCGUCAGAGUGGUGGGUUUGUGGCCUGGAAUAGUUUGGGUGAAGCUAACGUUAACGGGCGAUUGGCGAUGACCCGCAGCAUCGGAGACUUCGAUUUAAAGAAGAGUGGAGUAAUCGCAGAGCCAGAGACCACUCGAAUUUUAUUGCAUCACGCUCACGACUCUUUCCUGGUUCUCACAACCGACGGCAUCAACUUCAUCAUGACCAACCAAGAGAUCUGUGAUGUCAUCAACAAAUGCCAUGACCCCACUGAGGCAGCAAACGUCAUCGCUGAGCAGGCUCUGCAGUACGGCUCGGAGGACAACAGCACCAUCAUCGUUGUCCCGUUCGGCGCGUGGGGGAAGCAUCAGAACGCGGAAUACACGUAUUCCAUGAGCCGAAACUUUGCCUCCAUUGGCCGCUGGGCUUAGCAAGAAACGGUGUUCAAAAGGUCUCAACAAAAGGAGAAACACUCCCAUAUACAACUGCACUGCCAGCACUGCGUUUUCUCAUUCACAUACUAAACAAAAGGCCAAAUGGAUAGACUCCAGAGAUAUUAACGAAACAGAAACAAGAAAACUUCACAGCUGAUGGGGUUAUCUGUAUAUUAUCAGUAUGGAUUUUUCCAUAAUCGAUUUGUACAAUUUUACCUUUGGUCCCCCGCAAUAUUGAAUAUUUGGUCAUGUGCUUCCUUGAUUUGACAGCAACAUUACAUUCAAAACAGAGAGUAAUGUUACAGUUUAUUUGGUUAACAAAAUGUAACUGUUGUUCAGUCGUUGAACAGAGGUAGAGCUCUUUCAACCAGAUCAUUGGUUGCAUCGUAUUGAAAUUUAAUACUAAUAUAUUAAUGUUGAAACUGCAUAUAAUGGUACUUCACUACUGAAUACAAAAGUAUGAUUUAUUCUUAGUGUGUUGAGAAGAAAGUUUGCGUAGUUAUACCUCAUAAGUGCACUAUAUAUUUUCACCUGUACACUAUAUACAGUACUUCAGUCGUGAUACUUAAGGGAUAGUUGAAUUGAUAGUGGAAAAUGAGAAUUCUCUCAUCAUUUACUCACCCUCAUGCCAUCCCAGAUGUGCAUGACUUUCUUUUUUUUGCAGAACACAAAUGAAGAUUUUUAGAACAAUAUCUCAGCUCUGUUGGUCCAUACAAUGCAAGUGUAUGGUGACCAGAACUAAAAAGAUCCCAAAAGCACAUAAAGGCAGCAUAAAAGUAAUCCACAGACUCCAGUUGUUUAAUCCAUGUCUUCAGAAGCGAUAUGAUAGGUGUGGGUGAGAAACAGAUCAAUAUUUAAGCAAAUUUUUUUACUAUAAAUCUCCACCUUUGACCAGCCCCAACCAGAAGGUGGCUGAAUGUGAAAGUGAAAGUCACUUCCACACCAGAAUGAGGAAGUGAAAUUGAAAGUGUAGAUUUAUAGUACAAAAGGACUUCAACCAUUCACUUACAUUGUGAGGACCUACAGUGCUGAGAUAUUCUUCUAAAAAUCUUUGUUUGUAUUCUACAGAAGAAAGUCAUGCAUAUCUGGGAUGGCAUGAGGUUGAGUGAAUGAGGAUGAGAGAAUUUUUAUUUUGUGUGAACUGUCCUUUUAACCUGACACACAUGCAAUAAAGAAAACACAUAUUUUUCUUA